CCAUCGCCGCUCGGACGUGCCUACGCGACGACACCACGCGGCCGGCACGCGGCAUGUGAAACACGCGCACAUUUCAAAUUUGGAACCAAAAAUAUUGCACAGACUAAACAGACAAUUUGAUUUUAAUAAGUUAAUUGAACCUGCCAGUAACAUUUUAGAAUAUUUUGUGAAUGAGUGAAUGAAUUUUAGUGUAAACUGUUUCGAUUGAAGUUCAGACUCGGCUGUACAGAAAACAGGGAGAAAUGACCUACGAUGGGAUCACAUAGGCGAGCGAAUCUAUUAGAAGUGGAAAGUGUUCAAAAAAGUUCAACCAAUUGAUCUACCAUAGUUUUAACUCUGUGACUCAUAGAUUUUUGACUUUUGUGUAGUGAUAUAUUGUGGAAUGUGAGUUGUGACGACACCAUGCUUCUACAAAGGCCUAUUCUGUUCUACACAUUUAUAAUAUUCCUUGUUGUAUGCCUACAGUACACAAAGACAGACUCACAACUAACCAGCACCGAAGUGGGGCGACCGAUGCCGCAAACGACGCUAGCGCUUCGAACAAAAGAUACGACAUUCGCGUGGAGUGCGUGGGGCACUUGGAGCCCCUGCUCGCGGUCCUGUGGCGGAGGAGUGGCAGUCCAGGAACGACAGUGUCUGCCCAGAGACCCUACUAGAUUGCGUCGCAGCAGAAGGAGAAGGAAGCUGUCCAGAAGUACGGAGAGAGCGAGACAGCAACGGGACGUGGCCGUGGUGCGAGGUCCAGACCCCGAUUGUCCGGGCCUAGCGCGCCGGUACCACGAGUGCAAUACUGCGCCGUGUCCCGGCCCGCCGCGGGACUCCCGCGCAGAGCAAUGCGCGGUAUACGAUCGAAGACCAUUUCGCGGACGAUUCUACACAUGGGUGCCUUACGUUGAUGGCAACGCACCGUGCACCCUCAACUGCCGACCGCGCGGCCAGCAGUUCUACGCGUCCCUCGCCUUGGUUGCUGACGGUACCCCUUGCACCAAGCCAGGGUUCAGAGCCAUUUGUGUCCAGGGAACUUGCAAGGUGGUUGGCCGAGAAGUAUUAUCGUCUACAACAAACCGGGACAUCCAGUGUGGACGUAGACUAGUAUCGGGACUGUUCUCCCGGCCCAGGCUUCCACUGGGCUACUCAUACGUGACCACGGUGCCACGUGGAGCCUGCAGACUAAACGUCUCCGAGAUCGUGCCCAGCGAAAAUUAUAUAGCGUUAAAAGUAACAAAUGGCUCUUCUUACAUCAUGAAUGGGGAAUUUGCUGUGAGUGCGCCAGGUACCUAUGAAGCCGCUGGCGCACGAUUCGUGUAUACACGUAUGGCUGGAUUAGAUAAUGUCUUCGCUCUUGGACCCAUACAUAACUCCAUCGAUAUAAUGAUUCUGUACACUCAACCAAAUCCAUCAAUAAAAUACGAGUUUCUUACUGAUGGAUCUGACGAAAGUAACGACAUACCUAUAUCGAACAAUGAGCCACCACGUCACUCAAUUCAACGACACCAUCGACACCACGUCGCCGAGUCUCGUAACGAAAUUUCGAAAUCUGAAACUACCCUGGCGAAGCGACCUGAUUUUAAAGAUUUAGAGUCAAAAUCGCAAAUUGAAAACAAUAUUAUAGGUGACAGAAAAUUCAUGUGGAAGAUAUUGUCAUUUUCGCCUUGCUCGCGAAGUUGUGGUGGAGGUCUUCAGGUUGGGAAAUUUAGAUGUGUUGAAAUGACGGAAGUGGGUGAUAAAGAAGUAUCUUCAGCACAUUGCUCAGGGCCACCACCGUCGUCUAGAAGACGUCGAUGUGGAGGCGCGCCUUGUCCUCCAAGAUGGAGAGCGGCUGCAUGGGGCGCUUGUCCUUUAUGCGGUCCAGCCCAACGAACCCGAAUUGUUGGAUGUGUUCAAGAUCACGCUCGAGGUAUUAUUAAGAUAAGUAAUCAAAAAUGUCCACUACCAAUGCCUCCAAAUAGUGAGCCAUGCGAUAUUCCUAACUGCGAUGGAACCGCUGCCAAAACAGUGACUGCUAGUCCAAGACUUGACACUCGUAGACAAGUGCAUCCCAAAGAACGCACUGACACCUUCCGAGAUGGACCAGUUAUAUCUCUUGCUGGAGGAUCAUCUGCAAAAGAAGUCACUCCAGUGAUGUCCACAAAUUAUAGUCACAGUGCUCCCGGUGGAUGGUUAUACACGGAGUGGUCAGACUGCGUCGGCUGGUGUCUCGGAGGCGGUGUGAAAUCCCGGGGUGUCCGGUGUAUGGAGCCCUCAGGCUGUGCUGCACAUAUCGCGCCCCCUUCAACGCAAAGCUGUUCCCCGAGGAAACGUUGUGAUGCUCACUGGUUUACCGGUGAAUGGUCAGCAUGUUCAGCGGAGUGCGACGGCCGCCAGGUCCGGGGGGUGAUCUGCAUCGGAGGGAACGGCAGAAGGAUGCGAGACAUCGCGUGCAAGACGAAUAAACCCGAGACUGAGAGGAGCUGCGGGGGCGCCUGCGCACCCUCGUGGUAUCUGAGCGAUUGGACAGAGUGCCAAGGCCCAUGCGAAGCAGGUGUCCAAUCACGUACCGUAUGGUGUGCGAAAGGUGGGGUGGAGGGCGCUUCGGGGGCCGCCCGAGACUCCGAGUGCGCUGGAGUGCGGCCCCCGGCCAAGCGCUCGUGCGUCCCAGAACGCUGCUCUACCAAGCCCAGCGUGCCGAUAGAUCUUAAACCAGUUCCUAGUGUUGUAGAUACACAAAGAGUCACGAGACACCAAAGCCAUAACACACAGAACUUCAAAGAUAGAUCACCAUCGGGUGAAUGCAUAGAUAAGUUGAGCAACUGCGCCCUCGCAGUGCAGGCGCGCCUGUGCCACUAUCCCUAUUACGCCGACUACUGCUGUCGAUCGUGUCACGGAAGAACUUAAAAAUAGCAAUGGUAUCUAAACAAACGGACUACUGAUGGAUGCUAUGUUACGUAUUAAAAUAAAAUUUAAACUGUAGUGAGAAACCAGCACCACUCCUAAAAAUAAAUGAAAAUACUUAUGUAUUAUGCCAUCAUAGUCAAAAUUUAAAAAUGAUAACAAUGUUUCAAAGAAAAUCUCGAAUUGUUUAUAAAUCUCAAGUCUAAAAUUCGAAUACGUGCGGAUCUGAAUACCAGUAGGUAAUUUUUUAUUUAUAUCAAUACUUAGCACCUAACUAAUGUCACGCGCUUAAAUAAAUGAACUUCUGGAAAAGUACGUUACGUGAAGCAAACACUAAAAAGGAAUACAAAGAAUCUUAAAUGCUAUUUUUCCUAUCUCUUAUUCAGAAAUGACACUGCAUUUGUUUUUAUUUGCAAGUCUUUACUUUUAUUUAUUUUACAUGUUGUGCGUGCUGGGUUCACAUGUAAUACGUGACUAGAAAGUCGAAGCACAUCUUUAUCCCUGAGAAAAUUCAUUUAAAAUUACAUCUUCAUUUUCUCGUUAAUCUAAAUCCUAUAUUUUUAUUUUUAUAUUUCAAUAUUUUUCAUACUCUUUGUAUAGAAAAGAAAAGUUUGUUCAGAAGUGAAAAUACUCCACAUUUUACAAAAGAUUGAGUAAAAAUUUUUUUUUCGUUUAAUGAAUAUUCUCAGAGAUUUAAAACAAUUGUAAGUAUUAGGGAUAGGUAGUGUUGUGAUCUCCAAAUAAAUUAGUCGUGUUAUAUGGAGCGAUCUGUGGACAUUAAGUAGACUGCGAGGAAAACAUAUGAAAAAACAAAUUUAUCUUGUAACAUUAACAUUGGAAAUUUAAUAAACGUACUUUUAGACUGUUUAUAUGCACAUUGUAUUGAUUUGAACACCAUUUUGUACGUAGAUUUACCAAAUAUGUAGUAACUUGCCUACGUUUCACAUUUAGGAGAUUAAUGUAUACUUAAUUAAAGGAUAGUCCACAUUGACAAUAUGAUGUGUUAGUGUUGUAUGAGGUACCAAGGAAUGUGCCAAGUUACAUUUCAUAUUCAAACCCGUCAUUACAAUAGAUAAAAAUGUUCCAUUGAUUUCUUUAACUCUUCAUUACACUGUCGUUGUUUUUGUUUUUAUUAUUAUUUAGUAUUUCUCAAAAAUCUUUGGAUAUGUUUGAUAUCAUGUAAAAUUACCUUUUCACUAACAUUAUAAUUAAUAAUAGGAUCCUAUCUAUUUAAAUUGAAUAUAUUUUGUGAAUACAUGUUGCCAUUUAGGUAUUUCCUUAGAUAGUACUAGAUACUAUUUAAUUCAGAUUUUUAUGCUAGUAUAUGUAUGUGUUAUGUGGCCUAUCUUUUUAGUACUUAUUUGUAAAUGUUAAUCUUAUUUAAAAUAAUAAUUAUCAUUAUUUGCUAUAUUUCUGAAGAUUUAAGAUUAGUGUAAGUGCGAAAAGUAUUCCGUAAUUUUUACGUUAAAACAAAAAAGAAGCCGAAAAUAUAAAUGUAAUAUUAGAUUUUUCAAUUUAUUUUAAAUCUUAUUCAUAUUUUGAAUAUUUUUUUUCAUUUUCAAUAUUUUUACGAAAAAGUAUUUUCUAAACAGCAGACAAAAUAUUUUAAAAAUAAUUUUAUUUUAAUAAAUCAAAUGUUCAUAAUUUAUUUUAUCAAAGAGUAGACGUAAAUCAUAUUGUAAAUAGUAUGUAUAAGUUUUAGUGCAUUUACAUACCGGCUGUUAAGUAUUUAUGUGAUUUUUAGAUAAUUGUCUACCGCCGCAGUUUUAUUGUGUUUAUCAGAAUGCUAAAAGUAACUACAGUGAUUUCCCAAUGUUCUUUACUAAUCAUUUCAUUUAACAAUGUACAAAAAUUAAAAGCUUUAAAACACUCG
Messenger RNA from Amyelois transitella, 4744 nucleotides. Its product is annotated as thrombospondin type-1 domain-containing protein 4. Bases 403 to 2874 code for a protein of 823 amino acids. The transcript is spliced from 17 exons. Gene Ontology annotation, biological process: extracellular matrix organization. The record is from RefSeq and is a predicted model, not a curated record. Gene Ontology annotation, molecular function: metalloendopeptidase activity. NCBI's taxonomy places the organism in Eukaryota, Metazoa, Arthropoda, Insecta, Lepidoptera, Pyralidae. Gene Ontology annotation, cellular component: extracellular matrix.